ACCAAUCAACAUUCCUAUCUACUUACCAACCUACCAAUCAACCUUCCCUAUCUACUUACCAACCUACCAAUCAACCUUCCUAUCUACUAACCAACCUACCAAUCAACCUUCCUAUCUACUAACCAACCUACCAAUCAACCUUCCUAUCUACUAACCAACCUACCAACCAACCUUCCUAUGUACUUACCAACCUACCAAUCAACCUUCCUAUCUACUUACCAACCUACCAAUCAACCUUCCUAUCUACUAACCAACCUACCAAUCAACCUUCCUAUGUACUUACCAACCUACCAAUCAACCUUCCUAUCUACUAACCAACCUACCAAUCAACCUUCCUAUCUACUUACCAACCUACCAAUCAAUCUUCCUAUGCACUUACCAACCUACCAAUCAAUCUUCCUAUCUACUAACCAACCUACCAAUCAACCUUCCUAUCUACUUACCAACCUACCAAUCAAUCUUCCUAUGUACUUACCAACCUACCAACCAACCUUCCUAUCUACUAACCAACCUACCAAUCAACCUUCCUAUAAGAGAAUAUUUUAAUCUGAUCUUGAUUAUAGAGUUUCUUAUCUUUUCUUAGAAUCUGUGAUAUUGCAAACAUUCUUUGUAUUAAAGUCAAAGCUCCUCUCUGUAAGUUGAGGUCACAGGUCAAAAGCUUCUCCCCUUUCCUGUGGGGGAAGGGUCCCUGCCUGCAUGCAGUUUGCGAGACAAACAGAUUAUUGUCUCACAUCUGCUAUUGAUUAGGUAAAACGCGGGUUUCUGAUGGCUCCGCCUCUUCUAAUGUUGAGGCGGGCUGUGUCUUUCUUUGUGUCAGAGAUGACUUGGUAGACCACAGGGAUGUGUGAAACUAAGAAAUCUCCCCGGCUGUAUUAAAUGUACUUGUAAAUAAACUCUCAGUGCUUUGGCUAACGACGAUCCAGUCUCCUUCAUUCCACCUCAACAUUGCAACACAGAAGUUUUCAUCACACUUCCUAUCUACUAACCAACCUACCAACCAACCUUCCUAUGUACUUACCAACCUACCAACCAACCUUCCUAUGUACUUACCAACCUACCAACCAACCUUCCUAUCUACUAACCAACCUACCAAUCAACCUUCCUAUCUACUAACCAACCUACCAAUCAAAUGACUAACCAAUUAUCUAACAACCAACCUUCUUAGCUACUGACCAAGCUAGCAAUCGACUGAUAAAGCAAGUACAUAGCAAUCAACCAAAAUAACAUUGACUAACCAACCCACCUUCCUAUCUACUUACUAACAUACCAAUCAACCGACUAACUAACUAGCUAUAACAUCUACUAACCUAGCUACAAAUCGACCAACAAAGAAACAUUUACCGACCAACCCACCAAUGAGCCGGCUAACAAACCACUACCUGCCAACGUUCCUCUCUACAAACUAACAUACAGUUUAAACCUGAUUAUCUCCUACCUGCCUGACCCACUUUCUGUCUGUACUAACGGCCAAUGGGUGAAUAUCCAGUCGUUGAGAGCUCUGUGAAGAUCAUGAUCGUCCUGAUGCUGGCUCUGUUUCCAAAGAUAUUGAAGUGACUGUUAUUUUGUAUAUAUUUAGUUAUAUCUUUGUACUCCUCAGGAUUGUGGGACACGGUGUUUGGAUCUGUCUGCACACACACACUGGAAGACUGAUACUAAAGCUGACUGUGCGUUGUGUCCCCAGCUCCUCUCGGUGUAGCGAUGGUGUUCUCCUCUUCAAACAGAGUCAGCCCCUCCCUGUACUCUCCGUAUCUCACCUAUCAGAUGUCCCUUAACUUCUCUGAGAGGGAGAACGCCACAACGUUACCCACAACCCCCCUCUGCAGCCUGGAGGGGAACGCCACCGCCGCCGAUGAGCUGACGCCGGGCGAGGUGGCCGUCCUGAGCCUGGGGUUCGGGCUCCUCUGGCUGGUCUCCAUCCUGGGGAACGCCCUUGUGUGUCUGGUCAUCCAUCGCAGCCGCAGGACUCAAUCCACCACCAACUACUUCGUGGUGUCGAUGGCGUGCGCCGACCUGCUGAUGAGCCUCGGCUGGGCGCCUUUCAUCCUCUUACAGGUGGCGUCGGGUCGAUGGCCGCUGAGCGCCGCUGCAUGUAAGGCGGUUCGAUACCUGCAGCACCUGUGCCCCGGCGUGCAGGUGUACGUCCUGCUGAGCAUCUCCGUGGACCGGUUCUACACCAUCCUGUACCCGCUGAGCUUCAAGGUGUCGCGGGAGAAAGCCAAGAAGAUGAUCGCGGCGUCGUGGCUGUUCGACGCCGCCUUCGUGUCGCCUUGCUUCUUCUUCUACGGAUCCACCGACAGCACACACUGUGACUUCUUCUUCCUCCCGGACAGCUGGGGCGGAUUGUGCUACGCCUCCAUCCACCUUCUGUUCGGUUUCCUUGUUCCCGCGGUGCUCAUCGUGUCUUUCUACCAACGAGUGGUACGCUACAUCUGGAGAAUCAGCGCCGACGGACACACGGUUCGACGCACGAUGAACAUUGUGCCGCGGACUAAAGUGAAGACCAUCAAGAUGUUCCUGAUGCUGAACUCGGUGUUCUUCCUCACCUGGACGCCUUUCUACAUCGCCCAGCUGUGGCACCCGAGGGAAUCGAACAGUCGUCAGGGUUUGCUCUUCUUCACCGCCAUCGCCUGGAUCUCCUUCAGCUCCACGGCCUCCAAACCCACGCUGUACUCCGUCUACAACGCCAACUUCAGGAGGGGCAUGAGGGAGACCUUCUGCAUGUCCUCCAUGAAGUGCUACCGCAGUAACGCCUACACCAUCACCGCCAGCUCUCGAGUCGCCAAAAAGAACUACAUCGGGGUCGUGGAGAUCCCCGUCCAGAACAAGACGGGGGGCCAGGGACUCGGUUUACGAUGCGUUUGGUCGGGAGGCGAAGGGGAAGAAAGUCGCCUGGAGCUCAAACGCUAACCCCCCGAACACUUUUGUCUAAAAACAAAUUAUGUAAAGCUCCCCUAUCAUCCUCCUCCUCUUCAUCAAUGUAUCACAGCUCUCAGAUAUAUCCAGAGCCUGUCUCUGAUUGGUUGAAACACCAAACAGAUCAUUGCAGCAUUACCCAUAAUCCCCUCUGUUUCAGCCCUGUUUCCAAAGUGCUGAUUCUCUGUCUGUUACUUCAGAUGAAAAUAAGGAGCCCCUCCCCACGCCCCUCUG
This is a messenger RNA of Gymnodraco acuticeps, 3147 nucleotides long. It is a transcript of the gene gpr19, whose product is annotated as G protein-coupled receptor 19. The transcript has 2 exons. Gene Ontology annotation, molecular function: G protein-coupled receptor activity. The record is from RefSeq and is a predicted model, not a curated record. Gene Ontology annotation, biological process: G protein-coupled receptor signaling pathway. Lineage: Eukaryota; Metazoa; Chordata; Actinopteri; Perciformes; Bathydraconidae. The coding region runs from base 1699 to 2907 and encodes 402 amino acids. Gene Ontology annotation, cellular component: plasma membrane.